Messenger RNA from Aspergillus sclerotioniger CBS 115572, 1026 nucleotides. Its product is annotated as MBL fold metallo-hydrolase. Bases 1 to 1026 code for a protein of 341 amino acids. The transcript has 4 exons. Gene Ontology annotation, molecular function: transferase activity. NCBI's taxonomy places the organism in Eukaryota, Fungi, Ascomycota, Eurotiomycetes, Eurotiales, Aspergillaceae. The record is from RefSeq and is a predicted model, not a curated record.
AUGUCUCCCCUCACAGAAAUCGACUCCCUCACAGCAACCAUCAUCAUCGACAACGACCUCGACCCCAUGUCCCCCAUUCCCCCGGACACCGUAGAAGUCACUGGCUUAAUGCGCACCCUGGCGACAUGUUCCCCGCACGAGGUGCAUGAUCGCGGGGACGUGCACAAGGAACUUCGAAUGGAGGAUAUAUGUUGUGCGGCACACGGAUUAUCUAUCCUCGUUACUGCCACCAAAGACGGAAAACAGCAUACGAUACUCUUCGAUGCUGGACCAGAAGGUCAAGCCUGGGAAAGGAAUGCCAAACGGUUAGGGCUGGGGUUGGCAGAUGUGGAGAGGGUGAUGUUAUCGCAUUGGCAUCGGGAUCACUCCGGUGGAUUAACACGAGCCAUUGAGAUGAUUACAGCUGCGAAAACAGCCACUGGCUGUUCUGACAACAGCACGAUUGUUGAUCUCCAUCCGGAUAGACCAGAGUAUCGGGGUAUGGCUAUCGGGAGCGAGAUUAUUUCUCUUCAGGCGGAUCCAACGGUUCAGGAGAUUGAACGUGCUGGGGGGGAAGUAACAAUGGAGAAAGACGGACAUACGGUUCUUGAUGAUUUCUUCUACAUCUCGGGGGAAAUACCCCGACGGACGUCUUAUGAGACGGGAUUGAAAGGAGGGAUAAGAUUUGAUAAAGACGAGGCGGAUUGGUUCUCGGAUGAGAGGAUCGCAGAUGAGAGGUUUUUGAUGUGUAAUUUGAGGGGGAAAGGGAUUGUCAUGUUUACUGCGUGUAGUCAUGCAGGGGUGGUGAAUUGUGCUCGACAUGCGGUUGAAUUGCUGGAUGUCCCUCUUCAUGCGAUUGUUGGGGGGUUUCAUCUUGCGACGAGUGAGGUGUCGCAGAUGGAGAGCACAGUUAGGGAUCUGAAGAAGUUGGAUCCGGCGGUGGUUCUGCCGGGUCAUUGUACGGGUUGGAGGGCGAAGUUUGCGAUUGAGAGGCAGAUGCCAGGGGCGAUGGUGCCGUGUUCGGUGGGUAUGAGGAUUAAGUUCUAG